Messenger RNA from Rhododendron vialii, 4291 nucleotides. RefSeq names its product nitrate regulatory gene2 protein. NCBI's taxonomy places the organism in Eukaryota, Viridiplantae, Streptophyta, Magnoliopsida, Ericales, Ericaceae. The record is from RefSeq and is a predicted model, not a curated record. The transcript is spliced from 4 exons. Bases 815 to 3868 code for a protein of 1017 amino acids.
UCUGCUUCCACGACGUGACGAUGAUGAGUCUAGCAGCAUGCCUUCCUCCGAGUACCAGAAUCGAGAGAGGAGAGAGAGAGAGAGGAGAGAGACAGGUCAACAGUGAUGAUUUUGAUGAUGGGCAACGGUGGUGGUAAUUAAUGACCAUUGUCCGUUAUCCACCAACCCAUGGCGGGUUCCACGAGCUUUCCCUCCCUCCCUCUCCCUCCCUCCCUCUCCUAAAAACCCCUCUCUCUCUCUCUCUCUCUCUCUCUCUCUCUCUCUCUCUCGCAAAUCUGAUCUCUGACACCACCCCCAACACGCUCUGAAAGAAAAAGACAGAAAAAUCGCAAACUAAUGUAAUCCCCAAAAAAUUCAAAUCGCUUCGGCAGAAAGAGAGAGAGACGACUCUUCUCCAACGUCACAAAUCUCGAAGCCAAUUUUUUAUUCUCCAAACAAACUCCCACAAAGUACUACUAAAUUCUCUCUCUCUCUCUCUCUCUCUCUCUCCACACGCAGAUCCAGCGAUUCAAACAACUCUCCGUUACAUGGACGGUAAUGAGUCAAUUUUCCCCAAAUACCGACGCUCAGACUUAACUCCUCCCAAAUCUCUUUCCAUAUCUCACUGAUUCAAAUUAGCAUUAGUAGUAGUAAUUUCCCAAAUUCAAUUGCACCUUCCAAGUUCAAUUAUUCAAUAGCAGAUACAAAUAUACACGGAGUAGUAUCCAGCUCUCUCUCUCUCUCCAUAAAUUUUGUCCUGAAUACUACUGACGCUGCUUCGCACGCAAUGCUUCCGUUUGUCGUGCAUUGGUCCGUGCAGGUGCAGAGAUGAGUGAUGAAGAAGUCACAAGGUGGGGUUUGGAUUAUUAUUAGUUGUUUGUUUGGAUUACUUCUACUCCUACAAUUACUACUAGGGUUUUUUGAUAUGGGGUGCGGAGGGUCCAAGGCAGACGACUUGCCACUGGUGGUCCGGUGCAGAGAGAGAAAGGCCCUGAUCAAGGCCGCCAAGGACCACCGCUUCGCCCUCGCCGCCGCCCACGUCUCCUACUUCUACUGCCUAAACGAAGUCGGCGACGCCCUCCGCUGCUUCGUUGACGAAGAGCUUGCCCUUCCCUCGCCCCCGGCUUCCCCUGUCUUAACACUACCCAAGACCAGCAAGAAGAAAAACACAAACGAAAACAACAACCACAACAAACACACUUCGUCUUCUUCGACCUCGCUAUCUCACUCCGGAUCUGGCUCGCACAUUCACUUGUCCGAAGACGAGGAUGAUGACCACGAUGACCGCCUCCACCACCACGAUGACCGCCACCACUUGCAUUUAUCCUCGUCGGGUUCUGAUUCUGAACUGGAUUCCUCCCGCAACCAUAUGCGUUUUAGUCCAGAAAUUAUUGAACAACAACAACAAGGUUACCCCCCUUCCUAUUAUUAUGAUGAUUAUCCACCACCUCCUCAAACAGGCUGGGGGGACCCGUAUCCAUAUGCCCCGCCUGAGAUAGGUAGUUGGGGUGUUUACCCACCUUCUCAGACAGAUUGGGGUGGUGGUCAAUUUGGGGUGUAUAAUCCUACUUAUUCAACUACCAAUACUACUAGUACUGCUUAUUACAUGAAGAGAUCUAAGCCCCAGAUUCAGUCUGUAAUUUAUGAUCCGGCAGCAGCGGAGCAAAGAUCCAGGUCAUCCUAUUCUACAUAUACUAUGGAUAUGAAUUCUGCCUAUCCAACUUCUUAUCCAGAUCAGAGUGCAGGGUUCUUUGGGUUCCUACAGAAUCAGCAACCAAGUCCUCUCCCAACUUCUUAUCCAGAUCAGAGUCGAGGGUUUUUCGGGUUCCCCCAAAACCAGCAACAAAGUACGCCGCCGGGUCCGCCGCCACCUCCUUCGCCCAAGGUGUCUGGUUGGGACUUUCUCAACCCCUUUGAUAUGUUUGAUAGUGGUGGUUACAGUGGUUAUUAUUCUUCUUCUUAUGGACAAAAAGAUGGGUAUGGGUCUAUUGCUAGCAGUCCCGAUUCGAAUGAAGUGAGAGAAAGAGAGGGGAUUCCGGAUUUGGAAGAUGAAACGGAUCCUGAAACAUUUAGGAGGGCAGUUCAUCAUCAUCAUCAUCAUCAUUAUAAGGGUAGGAAGAAGUCGAGUCAAGAAAAUAGGAAAAAUUAUUCAGGGGAGGGGACUUCGAGGGCAGUGCCAUCACAUAAACAAAGACAUAGUAGUAGCGAUUCAAGGCCAGUGCCAUUGCAUAAGGAGAAUAGUGAGGGUAGUAGUAGUUCAAAGACGGUGUUAUCACAUGGUAAUGGUAGUAGUGAAGGGGGGACUCAAAGUCGUAGAGGUAUCCAUUCCAGGGAAGCACCGUCACAAUAUGAUGAGGUAAUUCAUUCAGUUGAUGUAAAAGAGGAAAAUUCUAGUCCAGAUACAAUUUUAACAAACAGCCCGGAAGAUGGGUCUGUGAGGAAGAAAGGAGUGACUUUUGAGGUAGAUGGGGGGCCCUCAACACAUGAUAAUGGUGAAUCAUCAAAGUUGAGUAGCUUGACAACACUUUCUCCUCAUGGAACAAGAGACAUUCAGGAGGUUGUUGCUGAAAUCAGAGAUGAAUUCGCGAUGGCUUCUAGCUACGGCAAGGAGGUUGCCAUGUUGCUUGAGGUUGGCAAGCUGCCUUAUCAGUCUAGGUUCACUCUACUUAAAGUGAUUUUAUCCGGGAUUCCAUGUAUGAAAGCACCUUCCUUGUCAUCUUCGAGCCCACUGUCCAGGGAAUCAGUCAGGGUAGCCACUAGCACAAUGAAACUGGCAAAAGCUUACUAUGGGGAUUUGGGGAGUAACUCUACCAUGAAGUCUAGUGACCUUUCAUCUACCCUGGAGAAGCUAUAUGAAUGGGAGAAGAAACUGUACAAGGAAGUUAAGGAUGAAGAAAAACUUCGAUUGAUCUAUGAAAAGCAAUGCAAGAGGCUGAAAAUGUUGGACGAACGAGGAGCUGAAUCUAGUAAGAUUGAUGCGACUCAGGCAUCAAUAAGGAAGUUGCUGACGAAAAUAAAUGUUUGCAUCAAAGCUGUUGAUGGUAUAUCAAAUAGGAUACACAAAUUGAGGGAUGAGGAGUUGCAGCCACAAGUCAUUGAUUUAAUUUAUGGAUUAAUAAGAAUGUGGAAGGCCAUGCUCAAGUGUCACCACAGGCAGUUCCAAGCAAUCAUGGAAAGUAAAGCUCGAAGCUUUAUUGCAAACGGUGGUUCUAGAAGAGAUUCACACUUGAGAGCCACUAUGGAACUUGAAAGGGAACUCCAUGCUUGGAGCAGCCGAUUUGGCAGCUGGAUCAAGUCUCAAAAAUCCUUUAUUGAGUCCUUGAACGGAUGGCUUUUGAGGUGCUUAUUACAAGAACCUGAAGUUACCCCUGAUGGAAUCGUUCCCUUUUCCCCAGGCCGAAUUGGAGCUCCUCCGAUUUUUGUAAUUUGCAAUGAUUGGUCCCAAGCAAAUGGGUCUGUAUCGGAGACAGGGACUGGUGUGACUAAUGCAAUGCGUAGUUUUGCUUCAACCUUGCGAGAGUUAAUUGAGAAACAAGAAGAGGAGCAAAAACAAAGGCUAGAAACGGAGUACUUAUCAGAAGAUCUUGAAAAACGGCUCCGAAUUCUUCGCAUGGGGAGUGGCAGAUUGCGGCGGGACCGAGAUGCUAUGUCAGACAAGACGGGCGUGUCAAUUGUUGCUUCUGAUGAUCUGAAGGUGGAUUUGGACUCAAUGAGAGAGAAACUGAAGGAGGGGAGAGCACGACAUAAGGAGGCUAUUAAGUUGGUUCAUAGUGCAGCUUCUAGUAGUAGUUUACGAUCAGGUUUGAUUCCGAUUUUUAGGGCCUUGGAUAACUUCACAUCAGAAGCGGUGAAAGCUUAUGAGCAUGUGAGGAUCCAGAAUGCGCGUUAACAGGUAUAGGGUAAGUGAAUUCGAUUUGUAAACUAUAGAAGCACACAAAAAAAUGUGUACCUUCAUAGAAUUUGAAAAGAAAAGGGCUGCCUAGAGAUGAGAUACCCUGUGUGGGGUGUUAUAUGACAGUGUGAGUAGUUAGGCAACACAUGACCAGCAAUAGGAAGAGGCGUUCUUUUGACAUAGGUGGGGUUGUGUUGUAAGAUAAUUUGGAGGGGGGAGGUAGGAAUUUGUCCAGAGUUCGUUUUAUUUGUAGAUUGGAUAGCGUAAGUUCUAGAUUUUUUUUUUAAACAGCAGCUUAAAAUCUAGAUAUGUAUGUUUGAUAUCAUUCUAGUUCAUUGGAUUGUACAGGUAGCUGUAUUAUAACAAAUUUCAAAUUUUUGAUAUUGAGAAAGAGGUAGCCAUUCGUACAAUUGAUGUCUA